UCGAAGUAGUCUCGUGGCAGAUAUAUUCUAACGUCUGGAGAUAAACCGAAAAAAAUGGAUCCGAAGAAAACGUUAACCUGGUUUUUUGGCCUGCCAUCGGUGCGCUAUUCCCAGAUCGCUAUCGUUAUGGCGGGCGAUCUGCUGGCCCUAUCCAAUCUGUAUCCCAAGCACUCGAGGUACAUUUCGAGUCCUUUUCUGCUGUGGCAGGAUCUGCAAGAGGAGGAGAAAAGCCGCCCGAACUAAGACCAUCGCACCAGUUCUAAUACAUUUAUAUUUUUUUUAUCUGCGUGGGAGACGUUUUAUGGCCCCAAAGAUUUGACCCAACCAACCUUGAGUUUCAAUGCCAAUGCCAGGCCCAUGACGUCACUUGUAUCUGGAUGCUCGUUGCUGGUUAAAUAUACUUUAUAUUCUGCAGCUCAGGACCCGAGAGCCUCGUGAGCCUCUUCAAAUGCCCGGCCAAAUUAACUCGACUCCUCAUUAAAGUCCAAAAAUUCGAAAGUUUCGACCGCCGUCGUCUGGAAAUAAACGUCAAU
Messenger RNA from Drosophila subpulchrella, 533 nucleotides. RefSeq lists its product as uncharacterized. The record is from RefSeq and is a predicted model, not a curated record. The transcript is spliced from 2 exons. NCBI's taxonomy places the organism in Eukaryota, Metazoa, Arthropoda, Insecta, Diptera, Drosophilidae. The coding region runs from base 55 to 243 and encodes 62 amino acids.